Molecule: messenger RNA, 2264 nt
Organism: Lates calcarifer (barramundi perch)
Lineage: Eukaryota; Metazoa; Chordata; Actinopteri; Centropomidae
Gene: cep57l1
Product: centrosomal protein 57, like 1
Cellular component (GO): centrosome
Molecular function (GO): gamma-tubulin binding; identical protein binding; microtubule binding
Source: RefSeq, a predicted model, not a curated record
AGGAAACAGUGCGCAGGCGGAACCACAGCGAGGAGGGCGGCGAAGGGGAGGGAAAUUUAAAAAGUCCGGACUGCCUGGCGGUGACAGGAUAACUGAGUCGCUCGAAGAAGUCAGUUCGCCACGUUAAAACCGUUUAUAUCUUACGCAAGCAGUUUGAGAACAUUAAAUAUAAACGUACGAUUCGUUUCCAAACGAGUGUGACAGAAUGGAAACUUAUCGCGACCAGAUUUUAGACUCACCCUCCAAAAACAGUUACAUUGGGAGCUAUUACCAGCCUCCAGACAGGAUACUAACAAUGCCAAGACAGCUGGAGCGCUCUGCACCCUCAUCCAUCAGCAUGGACCCACAGUUCAGCAGCCUCCAGGAGUCUCAGACCAAACCUAAUAUUGACAGCAAAGCUGUUGUUGAUGCAUUGAAGACUCUCCAGGACAAAAUAAGGCAGUUGGAGCUGGAAAGGAAGCAAGCAGAGAAGAGCUUCCAGCAGUUCUCCCAUGAUACUCAGAAGCAUCAGCAGGCCACAGCAUCUUACAUGAUGCCCAGUCGAUCAGCAGCAAGCCUGCCUGAGACCAAUAACUCUGGCAGGAGAGAGGUUGACUCAAAGCUGCGGUCUGCAGAGGCUCGCUGUAAGGUUCUUGAGAAGCAGCUGGACUACAUGAGGAAGAUGGUUGAAAACGCUAAGAAGGAGAGGAGUGUUCUCAUGGAGAAUCAGACUUCACUGCAGAACCAGCAGUCGAGCAGCUCAGACACACAAAUUCAGCGUGAGAAACUGGAGAAACUUGAAUCGGAGUGUCUCAAAUUGAGCAGAACCCAAACUGAGGCAGAGAGGAAGCUUGCCAUUCUGGAGCAAAAGCUACUGAAAGAGGAACAUGAGCGAAAACUUGUGCAGGAGAAAGCGGACGAGCUGCAAAGGGAGCUGGACAUCAGUCUUCGAUUGUCUGUGCCUGCUAAUGCAGAGAUGAAACCAAAGAAGAAAGCAAAAAAGACUACCAAGAAACCCUCUAAACAGAAUGAGCUGGCAUCACCAGGCAGCCUGAGGCACAAAAAAAUGCCCUUUGUUGCAGGAACGUCAUUAAGCCCCAGCCAUUCAGUCCACUGCACUGUACAAAGUAUCCUUCACAUGAUGAAGCAUCACCAGCCCCAGCUUUGUGAGCGAGUGAGUGCUCUGCACAGGACUGGCCAUGGAGCAAGGAAAAGCCUCCAAAAGGACUUUUCUCCAUCCUCCACAGCUUUUAAGAAGUCUGGCAGCCUGUCUGAGCAAACAGAACUGAGCUCUCUGUCAGACCUGCUCCUGGCUCUGCAGGAUGAGCUGGGACAGAUGAGCUUUGAGCAUCAGGAGUUGGUGCAUCAGAUCGAUGCAACCCAACAUCGGGAGCAGAAGCAGGACCUGCAGAGAGAACUGGAGAGGCUGGUGGCAAGGAUGGAAGAGAAGGGAGUUCAGAUCACUAAGCUCCGCAAACACCAGCAGACUGUCCAUAAACUGACCCAGAGCCAGACAUGUGCAGAGGAACACACAUCCAAGCAGCUGAGUGGGAUCAAGCCGCCCGUCCCUUCUCUCGUCAAGGCUAAACAGAGGGGAAAGAAAGGUGGGACUACUCACAAUAACCUGCAGCUUCUCCGAGAGACUCAGAAGUUCAGAAACAGCCUCAAACAAGACGACCUCUCCUGGGAAACAUGAGGUUCUCUGCAAGAGCUUUCUGUGCACAGGCUUUGAUCCUACAGCUGGCCGAACCACAAGACUCCCCCCUCUCCUCUCAGUUUGUUUUUCCCCUCUCUUCAAACUGCCUCUGGGCCAUUUUUAGUAACAAAUGAAAAGAGGGAAUAAAGUGUCUUACGAAGCACUUUAUAAUGUAUUGAUCAUAAAACCGAUUAAGUGAUGGGUGAAUGAUUUAAAAGAAAUCAUGUGCAUACAGGGUCCAUCAUAGGUAGAGGGUGUAGUUUAUGAAAGAUGACUUUAACCAGCCUAGAAAAUGAUGUGUCUUUAGUGUUUUUCAUGAAGUAUAGCUCAUCUCAAAUGAAGCUGGAGUAAUCUAUUUUUAAUAUUUUAAAUUUUAAAUAAAGCCUAUUCUCUCUACAAAAUGUAAAUACAUCUUUGUUCACAUUUAGUUCUGUCAUUAGAGCAGUUUUUCUCUAUCCUACACCAUUCAUACUGAGAACCACUAGGUGGCAGUGCUCAGCCUGUUUCUACUCAACAAACAUGAAGGCUUUUACCCCUGACACACCAUAUAGUUGCACGGGCAGCAAUAAAAUAUAACUUUAUAACACUG